GUGAGCGCUCCGUGUGAUGGUGUCUUAUUAAAUUUUCGGUUGAAGUGGAUAUUUAUUUCAUUUGAAGUUUUGAUAUAAGACACCUUGAACAUUGGCCAUGCGGUGGUUAGUAACAUUAACAGUGUGCAUUGCCACUCUUUCAACACUGGGAUAUGGCCAGAUUGAUAAUUGUUUGGACGGCAAAGCAGAUAUAGUUAUAGCUCUAGAUGGAACCCGACUAAAUACACCUUCGGAGCAUACUCAAUUUGUUUUCAUGAAGGAGUAUAUCAAGAAAUUUUUGAAUAAAAUUACACUGAAUUUCAUCAAUGGCACAAUGGUUUCUCUUUUUACUUACGGAUCAACUUCAACCGAGAUUGCCGAUUUCAGUGCUGAUAAAACCAGUAUAAUUGAUAAGUUGACAGGCUUAUCAUAUCCAAGGCUUCCAACUCGAAAUACCCAUCUAGCACUAGACCACAUCACCGAGAAAUUUAAGAAAUUCAAUCGCCGCGGUGUGCCAAGAAUAGCUAUCAUAUUUGUCAACGGAAACACGAACGGAGAUUUCUCUACUCUAAAAAUAGCAGCCAAACAGGCAGCGAUAGAUGAGAACGUACAAAUAAUAGCUGUUUCUGCAAAUUCCACGUUUGCUGUUCGAGAUCUUGACACUAUCACAAGCUAUGUUCCAGGAAGAAUCAUUUCCGCUGUUUAUAGAGAUGACGCCCCUGAUAUGGCAGCUGUGUGCCAAUAUAUGAUAGGUGGAACUGUCUUGCCUAGAAAUUGUAGCGGGAAAGCUCACGUCGUUCUCGGCCUUGACCUCUCAACAAAAUCGCGGUUCGACAUGGCCUUAAAUCUUGGGAUUGCACUGUUCAGUAACAUUCGACAAGUUAGGAGAACAUUGUUGUUAAAUGAUGCUAAUAAAUAUGAGUACACAUUUGCCCCUGGUGUAAAUUCUAUAUCAGAAUUCGGUAAAAUUCAAAGCGAAGCAUCCAGCCGUUUAAAUUCAGGUUCAUAUGAUGCAAAGGGAAUGGUGGACAGCUUUGUAAGCGCCUUCAAUAAAAGUCUACUAACAACCAUGCACAUGGCUCGAGUUGCUGUUCUUAUAUCAGACAAGGAUUCUGGCUCUGCAACACAGAUGAGACAAGCAGUCGACAUGCUUCGGAACCAAAACAUUAAGUUGAUAGUCAUAGCAGUACAAACAGACUUUAAUCCAAGUUUGCCGAAUCUUUUAGAACUUGCGGAGGAAAAUUUACAAAACCAGAUAGUAACUUCAGAUAUGACACUAUCUGUAAGCGGACUCAACCAAGUAAUGAAUUCUGUGUGUUAUGCAAUUCAAAGAUGUCCGGGGGAGAUUGACGUCAUGAUUGCCAUGGAUACGUCUUACAGUAUAGCAUCUCAACCUGAAAAAGUGCAACUGGUAAAGGCUUAUACCAAAAUUAUUGCCAAUAGUUUUAUUCACAAUAGAGUCCAUGCAGCACAAAUAGCCAUCAUUGCGUUUGGUACAAGUGUUUUCCAUGUAUCUUUCUUUGGAGACAACCUCAUUGAUAUCAUUGAAAAUAUCAACCUUGCUCAACCAAUUUCGGACGAUUAUAAAACUAAUACAGAUAUAGCCUUAGACUACAUGAUUAAUAGGACAAACUCAAAGGGCCGGCCAGGAGUUCCGAAAGUAGCUAUUAUUGUCACAGACGGUAAAUCAACCAGAGGCUUACAACAUCUACAAAACGCUGCUAUUAGGGCGGCAAACAAUAAUUUGAUAACUGUAGCUGUUGGCGUUGGAAGCGGCUAUAUAAUAGAGGAAUUAAGCAAUACAACAAAUGGAAUUCAAGAAAACAUUAUUGAAACUUCCUUUGAGGAUCUGACAUCAAUCGCUGCUACGAAAACAGUGGAGAGAUUAUGUUUAUUUGCCAUAGACGGACAGGAAACACGUCAAGUUUGUGAAGGCGCUGCUCACAUAACAAUAGCAGUAGAUGUCUCAGAUGGAAAGAACUUUGAUGAAGUCAAGCUUUUUGCUGCUAAGCUUAUAGCAAAUCUUAAAGUACAAGAAAUGUUGGUAUCCAUUGUAAUUGGCAGUACCGGGGCUGAGUAUAAUUUUCCCGCUAAUACUGACAGCAAUACUAUUCGGAAUACUAUUUUAAAAUCAACAAAUUCUGAUCAAUUUAUUUACAACCAUACGGGUACAAUCAACCGUGCAGCAAAAACAUUUGCUGCGAAACCAAUCAUGCCUAGGAUUGCAUUGUUCAUUACUGAUGGGAAAUCCACAAAUCCUGCUUCAUCUAUAGCUGCUGCUAGGAUUGCUGCAACAAAUGACAUCCAGUUUUUAGCACUUGGUUUAAUAAAAAAGGAUAUAUCGGCUGUGGAUAUGAAUGAGAUAACCGGAAUAGCUGGUGGUAUAAUACAGAAUAGAUUCGUAAUAUCAGAGGAAGGUCUACAAAGUAGUGGUAUCAACCAGGUCAUUAUGUCUGUCUGUCAUGCCAUAAGUGAUUGGAGUGGAACAUCACUAAUGAAAUAUAUGGGUCCUGCAGAGGUUUCACUAAUGGUUGACUCCUGCGAUGGAACCAUGCACACCUUCUACCGUGCCUUUGCUAAAGAUGUUCUUAGAUAUGUCAACGUCGAGGACAACAAGGUCAAAUUAAACGUAGCCUCGUUUUGCAAUCAAGUGGAACCUAUCAGUUCAUACCAGGACUUAUAUUAUAUUCAUCCUAGUCUAAAAUAUGAAAAUAUAAUGGCGAACAAACAAUGGACAGCAUCGCAAAUCAUUGGCGACUACAUGCUCCAUUUUAAUAAUAUCCGUUCAUCGAAUAAAAUUGGAAUUGUCUUAGUAAAUGAUGCUACUUAUGAACCAAAUUUAGGACUAAUUGCAGAGAUGGCCUACGAACAAGGCAUUACGCUUUUUGCAAUUGGGAUCGACUAUGGUCAGCAAAACCUUGAAUCCAAGCUAGCGCUAAUCAGUGGUAACAGAUAUGUCCGACUGCCUCUUAAUCAACUUAACGUUAUGGGAAUGAACUUUCUUAUUACCAACCUUGUGUCAAUGGCUAAUGCUAGUGAUAGAUAUGUAGCCAUGGGACUUGUUGGUUUUAAUCCGACCUUAGACUUAGGCAACCAGUCUGUGCGAUAUAACCAUUUAGUAAAGAGUCUCCAAACCCAGACCAGGAUGUUAACCGGCGAUAUCAGAGUUGGUAUGGAUAAUCGGAUUUCAAAUGCGGUUUACUCCGGAAAUGGAUUGGCCAUUCAUGACGCUAUAGCAUAUUUUAGACGGCUGUUUGCAAAUAAAUCUGGAAAGAAAUAUGCAUUUAUUGUUACAAACAAAGCUGCAGAGAACAUCGAACUUGUCAACAGAGAACGAGAGCUUGCCAAACGUGAAAACAUCACUAUAUAUGUUAUAGGUUUUAAACCGGAUGUGACGUUAGAUCAACUGGUUGCGAUAGCGGGAUCUAAUGAUUAUGUUUCGUACUAUGAGAGCAGUAAUAGACUUAUCCAAAUGUCUUCAAAAUUUGUGCAGCUGGUACAAGAAUUUGGUAGUGGCGCAAAACUAGCUUUUGCCAUUUCCGGUACAGGAAUGUCGGCCAAUUCUUUCAGUCAUGUAAGGAACGUAGUUGUUACAGCAGCUAACUUGUAUAAGCAGCUUUCUAUACUUAGUAACAAAAAUAUAGAACUUGCUGCUGGUCUUAUCGGUUAUCAUGGAUUUCACCCUGUCCAAGACCUUACUAGUGUAAAUAAUAUCGAUCUUGGACAACUAACAAACAGCCUUGUUCCUUUGGAAAAUGAACCUCUAGCGCAGUCCAUGAUGAAUAUGUACUUUACAUUGUCUCGGCAGAAGGUAGCUGGCAGACCACAAUACGCAGUAGUAUUCUAUUCCGGGGGACUAGGCAAUAAAGAUAGGGUGUUGAAGAUUGCACAGAUGAUGAGGGAAAAUGGUAUAACAGUUAUUCCAUACAAUGUGGACGGAAUUGAUUAUGAAAAUUCGGUUGAUUAUCAAGAUGCAGUUCUCAUGGCUGGUGGUAACGCGAAUAAUACUAUGUGGCUCUCCAGAAACUAUAUCAGAAAUAACGGAACAAAAAACCCAAUUGAAUUGAGCAAAUAUCUUGCAAACGUGAUAAUGAAAGUUGGAAAUUACGGUUGUAAUGUUGAUGUCUCCAUGGGACAAAUGGGAGAUCUGGAACCAAGUGCAAUGAAGGAAGUUCGUAAAAUUAUAGGAGCUUUCAUUGGAUCGUCAGAACCAGAAUGUAAAGGUAGAAUGAAAAUUGGAGUGUUCGAAUUCGACCAGCAGACAUAUGCUCCGUUGAUAAAUUUUGGCUUACACAGUGACUAUGCCAGCCUGCAGAAUGCAUUCCAGACACAAAGUGACAUUCGAACCACUUACCCAAGGACAUCAGCUUCUUUACAGUAUAUUAUUGAUUCACUUACUCAAAAUCAACAAUCAAAUAUGGUAAAAGCUGGCGUUCUCCUAGUUGAUGAUGAAGGAUAUUCAAAAUACAUCACAUCUCAACUUGCGUACCAGGCAUAUGCAAAUGGGAUAUAUAUAUUACCUAUGAGGGUUUCACAGGCAGGAUCGGCUCUUACACAACAAGACUUGGUAAACAUGGCAAACGGUUUUUCAGCAAAUACGUUUACAGUUAACAAUAUAGCAAGCUUAAACACAGAUGGCAAGGUGUGGCUAAUUAACAUGCUAAAUUCAUUAAUACCACUGGUUCCAGUUUUAACAACAACUGUUGCUGCAACAACUUCCUUAGCGACAACCACCACAACCACAACAACUACAACAACCACAACCCCAGCAACAACAACUACCACCACCAUAGUGACAGUAACCAGGCCCGACUAUACAACAAAUCUAACAGAAUGCCUUGGUCCUGCCGAUAUUGCAAUUGCACUAGAUUCCUCAGACAGUCUAACAAAACCAGAUUUUCAAGACUCCAAGGAUUUUGUCAAUAUAUUAGUGGACAACAUGCGCAUAGGACAAGCUAAUAUUCGAAUUAGAUCUGUGUUUACCUUCAGCACAACCAUAAAGGAUAUAGUUGAUGAUACCUUUGACAAAAUGAUUAUAAAAGCAAAAUUGCAAGCAGCAACUAUGCUUAAAAUAGGUACCAAUACACAUUUGGCUAUUAAAGAAAUUAGACUUAGAUUGAAGAGGGCUCCACAAAUAAUUACCAAUCCACAAUUCGGUAUUAUUAUCACGGAUGGUAAAUCGGCAUAUCCAGCUCUAACGAAAGAUGAGGCUGAUUUAGCAUUUGCCCAAGGCAUUACUAUUUUCGUUGUUGGAAUUGUCAGUCCCAAAUAUUCGAUUAACGAACGACAGACAAUGAUAGACGAAUUAUAUAGAAUAGCGCAUAAUGUUAUUACCAAUGUUAUCGUUGUAAAAGAUUUCGAAGAAAUGCUGACUGCUCUGCCAAUAUUGAAUAGUUUGAUUUGCAAUCUUGCCACGACGACAACAACUUCUACCACAACAACCGUUCCUACCACUACACCUGAAUUUGCUACUGAAUGCAUUACCAGAUGCGACCCAAAUGCUUUGCGGUGCUACAUUCCACACCCAACAGAUUGCAAGUUUUAUUUGGACUGUAUCAGAAAUGCUGGUGCUACCCAGUUCGUGCAGUACAGUAUUCGAGAAUGUGGGCUACAUUACUUUUUCAAUCCAGAAACAUCCAAAUGUGAUCAUCUUGACGAAUUCAUUUGCAAACAAGAUCCUUGUGUCAUAAACAAAUGGACAAAUGGUACAACGUAUCCAGUACCAAACAGUUGUAAUUUGUAUUAUAAGUGCCUACACACUACAGAUGGAAUGAUGAUUCACACUAGACAAGCAUGUCAGUGUGAACACAAGAUGAAGUAUGACACGGCCAUUAGUGGAACUACUAAUCAUGAUCACUGUAUCCUAGAUACAUCUAAUGAAUGUAGUAUCGUCGACACAAGUAGGACUACACCAAAACUAGUAAGAUGUCGCAAAUUUAAGACUAUUGCGAUUAAUACAUAUAUGGAGGACGGAAAAGAACAAAUAUGUCCAAUGGGCCAAAUAUUCAAACCGGAGAUAUGCAACUGUGGUUGGGGAGCGUUCCCAACAGCUCCUACUGUCACAUCCACAGUUCAACCAACAAGUAAUGGAGAAUGUCCUCCAAGCAUUCAUCUAGACUUCUCAAAAAUAUUAAGCAACAACACACAACUUCAAGGACAAGACAAUGUCAUAUUGGAGAACGGUAAAGGUUUCUUCGGUGGACUCUCAUUUAUUGCAAAUCCACAACUAAACAACAAUAUAUUGCCAACUUUUAUUGCCAAACUAAAACUGCGAAUGGAUCCUACAGGAACAGCAGGUUUUGGGCGCAUUUCUUUAUUGAAAAGUUGUUCAGGAAACCCAAGAUCAUCUAUUGAAAUGUACGCAGAAAGAUAUAACACCAACAAUAAACUGAUAACAAAAGUGAUGAUAAGUGAUUUCAGGGAAAUAACAGUCAGCAAUGAUAAGUAUGAUCUUUAUGACAACAAAGUUGUAACUAUAACAAUUGGUUUCAACAAAAAUAAAGUGGUGGUUGAAGUGGCAUUAAGUGCAGGAGAAACCGAUCUUCAACAAGUAGCUUUCGAUAAUGCGCCAAAAGAUUUCCUUGCAUGUAAUGGGGCAUUAAAUGUUGGACAACCCUUUGAUGGAAAUGGACCAUUUGUAGGCGAUAUUUAUGACUGGACAGUCUACAACGGAUGCAACAACAUUCCAGCCAGUAUGAACUACUUAUUCACUUAAAAAGCUGUCAAUCAACCAUUUUAUUCACAAGGUUUUAUCGCUCCUUAAGCAAAUAAUCGAUUCCAAUUGAGAAUAUAUGAAAAGUUAAAAAGAAAUAUCUUAGUUGCAAUAACCUUUAUACUUCUCUAUAAAAUGAUAUGUUUGUAUAGAAUAUUUUACUUAUCACACAAUUUUAUUGGUGAUGUUAAAAAUAACAAGAGAUAAUCUGUAUGCAAAUAAUACUUAAUCGUGUGUAACGUCUUAACAAAUAUUGUAUAAAGGCCAAGUGCUGUACAUUUUUGAUAUGUUAUUAAAUAGAUUGUUGAUGAAAUAUUUGAAGAUGCAAUACUUUAUAUUCACCAAAAUCUGACUGAAACUAUAUAUGUCUCAUCCAUUUUGCUUAAGGUCCGGUAGCGUAUUUUAAAGCGCAUUUCUGAUCUUACCGAUCAACUUUCCUUCAAUCAUAUGGAGACUGGCAUUGAUGAUUUCAUUUAUCUGCAAGUAAAUAAUGCUGAAAGCGUCCGGUUUGUUUUUACUCUCGAUGAUCAAAAACAAAAGCAUGUAAUAUAAUUAUAUAUAUUGUCUUUAUAUUGUCUAUAUUUUUUGUUUGUAAAUACAAGUUUGUUGUUAAGUUCGUAGGACACAUGUACUUACAAUAUAUAUGUCUUUUGUCAAAGACUUGCAUAAUAUGAUAUAAAUAUAAAUUUCAAAUUUAUUGUGACCAUGUUUGAGAUUACUGGGUUUUUUUUUCCUUUAACUCAAAAUAUUUAUUUUCAUAUGUCGUGAAAUGUUUUUUUUUUUUAUUUUGAUAAAUGUAAAUAGUUCAUUUACACUGUAUUCACCACUAGUGAAUAUAUUCGGAAUUAAAAGCCCGAUUAUAAACAGCUACAGAUAAAUAUAAAUAAUUGCAUUGAUAUUGUAUUAUUGUUUUCAAUUUACGAUACUCAUUACAUUGAAAUAAAUGUUUAAACUUCUCAAAACAGAAACUAUGAAUUAUUGACUGGUUAUUAUGAUAAACAAUGCAAAGCUGUACUAUUAUUUUCUACAAAAACACAAUUGAUAUGCACUGAGUAUUAUAUGUUCAAAACAUUAUUUUGAUCAUAAUGAUAUAUAUUUAUAUGUAAACGGAUUUUAUUCUUUUCAUACAUGAAAUCACACGAAACAUUGUUAUAAAACUAAUUAUGACAUCUAA
Messenger RNA from Mytilus californianus (California mussel), 7865 nucleotides. RefSeq lists its product as uncharacterized. Gene Ontology annotation, cellular component: extracellular region. NCBI's taxonomy places the organism in Eukaryota, Metazoa, Mollusca, Bivalvia, Mytilida, Mytilidae. The coding region runs from base 98 to 6694 and encodes 2198 amino acids. The record is from RefSeq and is a predicted model, not a curated record. Gene Ontology annotation, molecular function: chitin binding. The transcript is spliced from 25 exons.